Colletotrichum godetiae is the source of this 3648-nucleotide messenger RNA. Its product is annotated as WW domain-containing protein. The record is from RefSeq and is a predicted model, not a curated record. The transcript is spliced from 3 exons. Bases 1 to 3648 code for a protein of 1215 amino acids. Lineage: Eukaryota; Fungi; Ascomycota; Sordariomycetes; Glomerellales; Glomerellaceae. Gene Ontology annotation, molecular function: protein binding. Gene Ontology annotation, cellular component: membrane.
AUGGAGCGCAGUCGCGGCCUUCCCGACGCCGAACUGUUCCUUCACAAACCCGCCGAGGAAGACUGUGAUAGCCCGACCGUUGAGCCCUUGAGAAUAUUCAAACCGCAGAGUCCUAACCCCGCCAACGACCGCUUCAAGUACCCCGCGCCUCCGUCCGCCUCAGGCUCCUCCUCCUUCACAUCGAAGCCGACCUUCCCUCUACCGCCAGGCGCCUCGAGCUCUGCCGCGCCUCUACCCUAUCCCGACGAGGAGGACCUUCGGCCUGGCAAACCGACCAAACCUACCAUCACCGCCCCGAAGCGAUUUGGCUCCGACUACAAUGAUACUACCCCGCGCUUCAAUGCGACCAGCCCCGUAGAGACCAAGAGUCCUACCCUCGCCGAGCGACGCGGUACCGGUCCGAGGCCCUUGGGCGCCACCUCUCCGCAGAGCCCGGCUGGCGACGACGGGGGCCUCUUCGCGAAGCCGCUGACCGCGCCGCAACCUCAGCGGCCAGCUGCUACAACUACAAACUACCCGUCUUACACCAAGAAGCCCUACUACCCUCCACCGGGUGGCGCAUCCAGUUCUACGCCGCCCGCCCAGAGCCAGUACCAGGCUCGGCCACCACCUCAGAGUGCUCAGAGUGCUGAUCGUCUCGAGAUGCCUGGCCAGAACAGCGUGAACAGGUUCGCCUCGACAGCUUCGACCUCCACAACCCGCGCCAGCCGGGGAUCUCCACCCCCGCCAGAGACCCCAAUCGUGGAACCAGGGGUCAUCCCGGGCGGCGGCAUCGAGGCGCGAUAUGCCGCCUCUGGCAUCUCUGGCACGGCGACACUGACCAGCCUUCAGGCGCAACAGGCACAGAGCGCCGCAGCCUCCCAGAGAUUGGCUCAGUAUGGAGGAGCACCACCGCCCGCGCGGCCGUGGACUCCCACGGAGAACCCAGAGAACCAACCUCAUGGCCCGCCCACGGUGUACCAGGGCAUGAACCCGGUUACGAGUCCUACGCAACCUACGUUCAGCCCUCCUCCUCAACAGGCAGAGAACCAAGGCGAACAGACGAACCUGCAAGUCAGCGUCCUGGAGCAGGAUUAUCAGCGGAUGGGCUUGAACGACCCCCCGCCGGCCUACUCGAGCGUCACACCUGGUAACCCGUCUUACCCAGCCGAGAAGCAGCGGCCUACUCAGCAACGGGCAGAUUCAACGCCGUCCGUGUCCUCGGCCUCUGCUGCUCAGUCGCCCCCGAAGAAGCCAGCGACUGUUGGUCCCGCAGCGGCCGGGCUCGCGUCACCUUCGUUGCAAGGCCACCCCGCCUUCGCCAACGACCCAAGGCCAGAACAGCAAAACGGACAGCCCUCGUCGUCUCAAGCGCAGAAUGUUCCCGUCACGCAAACCGUUCAGGCGCCUCCUUCCUUCCAGGGUGCUGGCCCUUCUUCGCCACCACCGCUACCCGAAGGCUGGAUUGCCCACCUCGACCAGAACUCGGGGCAAUACUACUACAUUCAUCUGGCUUCUCAGGCGACGCAAUGGGAGUUCCCCAAGGGACCCAAUCCUAUCACACACGAGGCAGCUCCCUUGUCUCCCACGGCAUCGACGUACGGCAACCCUCUCGCAUCGCCCAUGUUUGGCAAGCAGGCCAUGGCCUCUCCCAUGUUCCCCCCUCAGACACCGGGCUACGCUGAGAGCAUCAUGAGCGUCGCGGCGUCUCAGACGCCCACAACUGCUGGGUUCUCUGGACCGCCUCCGAGCGCGGGUGUUGACAUGUACAGAAUUCAGCCCACCAACGGUGUAUACUUUGGGCCGUACCUUCGUUACUGCAACAUGGACUUUGAAAAGGGGACAUGGCUGGGAAGCAUCAUGAUCGUGACGGACGCACCGCAACCCCCGACAAUUCACAUCCACCCGAGCAACGACCUUUCACCUAAUCCGCAACAGUUGGUGCCGCACAAUAUCUUCACUCAUCAGCGCUGGACGUUUUACAAGUACGAUAUUGAGCUGCCCAUGAGUGAGAGCGGCACCGAGAGGUGGACGUACGCAGUCACCUCUCACCUGGGAUGUACGAGAUACGAGUUUGUCAUUGCCGGCCGCCAUGAAGUCGGCUGGAGAUUCAUCGCUCACUCGAACAACGACUUUGCCGCCUCAACCUCCCAGGCCGAGCGCUCCAAGCUCGGGGGCGUGGGCUUCAUGUGGAAGGACGUGCUCCAAAAGAACGUAGACUGCGGUGGCUUCCACGUUCAGCUCGGCAUAGGCAACCAAAUUUACGGUGAUAGGCUAUGGAAGGAGGUGCCCUUGCUGAAGCAGUGGUUGGCGAUGAGCGGCAGAGACAACAGGAAAAACGCGCAGUGGACCGCGCGCCAUGAGGAGGACGUCUCGCACGCCUACUUCCAUUACUAUACCAGCCACUUUGACCAGCCUUACCUCAGAGAGGCCUUUGCACAGAUUCCGCAUGUGUUGCAGAUUGAUGACCACGAUAUUUUCGACGGCUACGGCUCGUAUCCCGAGUACAUGCAAGGAUCCCAAAUGUUCAAAAACGUAGGUCGGAUCGCCGUCGAAAUGUACCUCCUCUUCCAGCACCACACCACGGUAGAGAUCCUCCGCAACGUCAGCAACGACGGCGACCUCUUCACAAUCACUGGCCAGGGCUGGCACUUUGUCAAGUACCUCGGCCCGGCCGUCUGCGUCGUCGGACCAGACUGCCGCUCCGAGAGGAACCAAGCACGCGUCAUGGCCGGCCCGACCUACCAGGGCAUAUUCCCCAAAGUCGCGACGCUCCCCCCCAGUGUGCAGCACUGCAUCUGGAUGGUCUCGGUGCCGCUGCUAUACCCCCGCUUGGAGGCGGUCGAGAGUUUGGCGGGCGCCGUCGCGACAGGCAAAAAGGUUGUCAAUACCUCGUACAACAUCCUCGGCAAGGUAACGAGCUCCGUGGCCGGCGUCGUCGGCGGCAAGGACGUUGUCGCGCAAGGCUUCACGCAGGUGAAGAAGGCGGUCGGAAAGUCCGGCCUCAUGGGCAACGUCCUGAACCAGUUUGGCGAGAUUGACAUUGCCGAGAUCCUCAAGGACAUGUGGACGCACGAGUCCAAGGACCUGGAGAGGACGUACUUUAUCCGCACGCUCCAGGGCAUCUCCCAGCAAAAGGGCAUUCGCAUGACUUUCCUGUCAGGAGACGUCAACUGCGCAGGAGCAGGCCUAGUCCACGACCCAACACACCCAAGCGACCACAAGACAAUGUACCAAGUCAUCACCUCCCCCAUCGUAGCCCAACCCGCGAGCAACUACAUCCUCAAGCUCCUCCACAACAACAAGAGCCUCUACGUGCCCGCAAACGGCCACAAGUCCAACCACGAGGUCUCGGACUCCAAGGAGGACAUGAUGGAGAUCUUCCACACCGACGCCUCCGGCUCCGCGCGCGAGCUCAAGAAGCUCAUGGGACGCAGAAAUUACGUCGCCGUCGUCGCGUAUGACCCUGAGACCGUCGCUGGCGGUCCCGGCGGCGUCGGUGGGUCGCAGUACGCCGGUAGUAUCAUCAAUGGGGGACAGCAGCAGCAGCAGCAAGGGUUGCAAAAGUUGAGUCUGGCUGUGGACUUUGUCGUGCAGGGUGAUGGUGCGUUUACGGCGCCGACAAAGUAUGGACCGGUGAUUGUGCCCCAUUUGGAGUUUGGGAGAUAA